This is a messenger RNA of Aspergillus tanneri, 702 nucleotides long. RefSeq names its product snoRNA-binding protein (gene NHP2). The transcript has 2 exons. Bases 1 to 702 code for a protein of 233 amino acids. Lineage: Eukaryota; Fungi; Ascomycota; Eurotiomycetes; Eurotiales; Aspergillaceae. Gene Ontology annotation, cellular component: box H/ACA snoRNP complex. Gene Ontology annotation, biological process: ribosome biogenesis; rRNA pseudouridine synthesis; snRNA pseudouridine synthesis. Gene Ontology annotation, molecular function: box H/ACA snoRNA binding. The record is from RefSeq and is a predicted model, not a curated record.
AUGGCAAAGGACAAAUCUGAAAAGAAGGACAAGCGCGAGAAGAAGGAGAAGCGCUCGGAGAAGGACGGUGUCCACAAGAGCAGCAAGAAGGAUAAGAAGGAGAAGAAGGACAAGACUGCGCUUGCCGAAGCGGUCGAGCAAGAACUUACCACCAAGGUUCUGGAUGGAAUUGACAAGGCCGUUCCGUCAGAGACUCCCGUUAAUGGCAUCGUUAAGGCUGAGAUGGACGUUGACGGUCCCACUGGCGCCGUUGUACCGUUUGCCAAUCCUUUGGUAGAAGACAAGUCGGCGAAGAAGGUUCUGAAGAGUGUCAAGAAGGCCGCUGUCAACAAGUGCCUCAAACGAGGUGUCAAGGAAGUGGUCAAGGCUCUCCGGAAGUCGCCCGUCCCUGCCCCCAACUCUCCCAUCACUACCCCCAAUGGUAUCGUUAUCCUCGCCGCGGACAUUUCGCCCAUGGAUGUCAUUUCUCACAUUCCCGUGCUCUGCGAAGACCACGGCAUCCCCUAUGUCUUUGUCACAUCCCGAGCUGAGCUCGGUAACUCGGCCGCAACCAAGCGCCCCACCAGCGUUGUCAUGGUUGUGCCUAAGUCGGCUGCCAAGGGGAAGAAGAAGGACGAUGAGGAUGACGGCGAGGAUUUCAGUAAGGUGUACGAGGAGUUGGCCAAGCUCGUCGAAAAGGAGCUUAAGAGGGUGAACCUUUAG